Chaetomium globosum CBS 148.51 is the source of this 1617-nucleotide messenger RNA. RefSeq lists its product as uncharacterized. NCBI's taxonomy places the organism in Eukaryota, Fungi, Ascomycota, Sordariomycetes, Sordariales, Chaetomiaceae. The record is from RefSeq and is a predicted model, not a curated record. The coding region runs from base 1 to 1617 and encodes 538 amino acids. The transcript is spliced from 3 exons. Gene Ontology annotation, molecular function: RNA polymerase II cis-regulatory region sequence-specific DNA binding; DNA-binding transcription factor activity, RNA polymerase II-specific. Gene Ontology annotation, biological process: regulation of transcription by RNA polymerase II.
AUGGGGCCGCCCACUGGAGUGACUGGCCGAGGCGCAUCCAAGUCGCCUCAACAAUCCACCAAGCAACCGAAAUCAUCGUCGCCACCAUUCACAGCCUCCACACGAGACGACACCCAAAAAUCCGAAGAAACAACCAGUACCGAAAUUUCCAAGCCACUGGCGCCCCCCCCACGGCCCAAUCAACAACAGCAGAAUUCGAACAGCCCCGACUACUUUGGACAUGUGAAUGCUGCAUCGCUCAACCUGGAACCGAACCCGUUCGAGCAGUCCUUUGGCAGCGCACCGCCCGAGACUCCUGGCGGCACCAAGCUGCCGUCCGUAGCUGCUCUCACUUCACCUUCGUCACUUCUUCCUGGCAAUACGCCAUUCCCCUGGGGUGCUGGCUCCCUGAGGACCGGCCCAUUGAGUCCUGCGAUGCUUUCGGCUCCAACCAAUGAUUACUUUAGCGAUACACAUCAUAUCCGCGGCGGUUUCCCGACCCCGAACGAGUCAUCGCUACGGAGCGGCUUGACCCCCGGGGGCAGUGGGUCGAUGUUCCCCGCGCCCAGCCCUAAUUCGCAGGCUAUUUUCGCCCAGCUCGCGGGGGGUCCGAGUGCAACACCGGGCACCAUCGACUUCCACCGGACUGCCGUCAGUGCUGCCGCCGCGAAACGCGAGCAAGCUCAGGCGCAACAACAACAACUUCCUAUCGUCGCUCCGACGUCCCAGCCACAGGAGACAAGGGACGGAGCCCAAGUUCCCAACAACGUAGGAGCCAAUCCCCCAACUGGCCCUUUUGACCCACAUGACAACGAUGCGGCGAGCGGCCUUUACAUGCUCGCACAGGGGCGGAACGCGGCUCAACCGGCCGCUCUUCAGUACUCCGCCUCGCAAACCUCGCAGGCGCAAAUCCGCAGCGGCAUCUCGGCCGCACCGGCAGCACAGCCUGCGAACACGUCUCCCCAGAUGAAUGGUGCGCCUUCUGUUUCCGGGAGCUCCGUCCGUGCCGCCAGCGUAGCGAGCGCGAAAUCCGACGAGAACCAGGUUGCGCGGCCAAAUACUCGCGCCAGAGGAAAACGGAAUCCAGGAGGCGCCGCCGCCGGCACGCGUCGCAAGGCCGAGGACACGCAGGUCAAGGCGCAGCGCGGAGCCAAGAAACAAAAGACGAACGGCAGGCGUAAGUCGUCAAGCAGCCAGGACCAGGACAUGGACCACUCGGAGGAGGAUGAUCAUGAUAAGAGUGAUAAAGAAAACGGAGGUGAUCCCAAAAUGAAGACGGAUGACGAGAAACGGAAAAACUUCCUCGAGCGGAACAGGGUUGCUGCGCUUAAGUGCCGUCAACGGAAGAAGCAAUGGCUAGCCAGCCUUCAGGCCAAGGUGGAGGAAUAUGCUGUGGAGAACGAAAACCUUAAUCACGAAAUCGCCGCUCUCCGUGAGGAAAUAAUCGGCCUGAAGACCCUACUCCUCGCACACAAGGACUGUCCCGUGUCGCAGCAGCAGGGCUUACACGGGACGUAUAUGCCCGCUCCCCUUGAAACCUUUAAUAACCCUCCCAUCAAUGCUUACGGCAUGGCACCUCCUCCCAUAAACGGGCAGCCCGUCAUGGCGGGCCAGGGAAUCGACCGGCGGUUCUCAUAG